GAUGGCCUAUGUUUGCGGAAUAUGUGGGGCUCAAGGCUUCUCUGGUCGGGGCCCCCUUAAAAACCAUCAAAACGGUGAAACCUGCCGAAUGACCGCUGCCAAUCGCAUUUCGCAUCAGACUUCAUCUCGCACCAUGCAUGUACCCCGCAUAGCACAAGCCACCAUGCCCACCCCGUCGUUGUCCAUCAGCACCCCAUCCUCUCCCGUGCAUGAGGCUCAUCCUCCCCCCCCUCAAGACCCACCCCCCAACAACACACAGCCCGAAUCCCAAGAAGAGGAGGGCGUUCAACAAGAGUGUGCACCAGGUGAUGUCAAUGGCGAGGAAGGUGAGAGCAAUCCCUUCAAUUUUGCGGAUGCCUUUGCUCACUUUCUCUUGACUUGCAAUUUGUCAAAGAGUGCCAUUAACAAUCUCUUGCAAAUCCUGAAUCUUAGUGACAAGUUCAAGGACGAUGUAGUGGUGUUCCGCAAUACGCGAGACGUUGAAAAAUACGUCGAUGAGCGCGUCCUUGAUCCCCAUCGCAAUUGGCGUCGCGGUCUUGUGCGCGUAAAAUCGAAAACCGCACUAGAAUUUUUCUUUUGUGAUGGUGUCAUUGGGAUGGUAGAUCUGUUGACGCACCCCAAAAACUCGGAAAAACUUGUCCUCAAACCCACCACGCGCACCGAUGAUCAAACCCAUGUGUACUCAACACCUGAAACCGGUGAUUGGUGGUUCACCCUUCACAAUGAGGUGCAAAAGAUUGAUCCGGAAGGUGUCGUUGUCGCCCUCAUAUUGUCGAGCGACGAGACCCAUAUGGACCAGCGUGGUCGCGCAAAAGGUCAUCCUGUCUACUUAACUUUGGGUAACAUCGACAAGCAUGACCGCUGGAAGCCAUGGGGUCACGUACUGCUAGCACUACUUCCCGAGUUCACACCAGAGUACGAUUCAGUCGAUAAGUUGAUCGUGUUCCAGCACAUCCUCUCAAUGGUCAUGGAACCAUUGAGAAAGGCCUCACACACAGGGGUGAGGGUGAAGGACCCGAGCGGUGCCACAUACAAUGCCUACCCUGGUUUGUAUGCGUACGCGUGCGAUUACCCAGAGUCGUGCAAGGUGACUUGCACAAAGUCGGGGGCCCUCACGAGUCAUCCAUGUUCGUUGUGCACAGUCCCAGUGUUGCAAACAAACAAAUUUAUUCAUCGCAUCAUCCCACGCACGCCACUUUUGCAAAAGGGCAUAGCAACCCUUUUGCAAAACAAAAGCUACCCGCCGGGACUAUCUACCAUCUCUACACACCCGGUGAACUGCUUUUUGUGGGGUUGGCGUUGGGAAUCGAUACCCAUUCUGAACCCCUACUUAUGCGUCAUGCCUGAUAUCAUGCACCAGGCUGAUUUGGGAAUUCUCGUGCACAUCCUAGACAUUCUGCGUGUGAAGCUAACAACCGCACAGAAAAGACUUGCCGAUGAUAGGCUUGCGUACCUGCGAGAACACAACCGCAAUCCAUUCAUGCGCUUGCCUGGAGGCGAGUAUUUCUCCCAGGGGGCGAGCUACCAGGCGUACGAGCAUAGGAGUGUUAUGCAAGUCCUUCCAUUUCUUUUGCGAGGAUUUGAGACCACAGUCCCGCAGGCACAAAUGGAUGCGAUUGCAACGUACAUCGACUGGUACACCUACUGUGCACGAACGAGCGAGCACACGACAGCGUCACUGCGUGAUCUGAAACACAAGGCUGAGAGGAUGAUCACCGCUCUCGUCGUGGCGUUUCCUACGCAGGCCUCCAAGUGGAGGCGCACGGCUACGGCACAGAUCAUGAACAGCGAGGUCAUGCGUCUGCGGCUCGAAUCUCUUGCACCAAUCCUCGGCAAGCGUAAAUCGUACGACACGUGCAUGUCUGAGGCACAGAGAACGGGGGAACGGGUGCUUUCUCGCGAGAGUUGGAGGCUCCUGGUGCCUCAUAACCGGCGUGAGGCACCGUACGUUGUGCCCUUGACCCCUGAUUUCGUCCGAGAUGUAGAGUUCACCUCUGCGUUAUCCGCGGACUUACCGUUCCUGCGCAACGCCCUCAACAAUGCCCCUGAUUGUGCGGGUAGUACGAUCGACACCAUACAUGUCCACAACGGGUUAGCCAUGCCAGCUGCCGUUGAUGCAUCAUUCAGCCGCCUACCACAUCUCGUCAGGGCAGCACCGAUGUUCUAUGGUCGGCCAUGGUUCUCCAAUAUCGCGGUUGUAGGAGAGGAUGAAUCAGGUACCACGGAGUGGUACGCCAAGGUGUUGAUUCUGUUUCAGCGAGCUCACGCGCCAGAAAAUGGCUCUGAUGUUGUCACGCUGGAUGCUGCUGGUGUGCCAGUUGACGACUCUGCGACGGGAAACGACAACGGCGACGUCCUGGAGAAGAUCCAGUCGUUCAUGACGUUCAUGGACCUUAUGAAGGCGAAUGGGAUGCUUCCGCAGGAGCUACGAAAGAAGCCGAAGAAGGGUAGCAUGGCAGCAAUCUCCCAAAACCCAGCAUCACCAACGCCUUCUCCCGAUGUGCCUGCUGCAAGCACAAGUUCCAGCCCUCUGGAAACUCUGAACAGCGGGGCUGUAACAGACGCCCCGCUUGAUCUCACAGAGGCUUUUGCAGUUGCAGCUGAGGUCACCCCCUCAGCAGGCUCCCAAGAAAUCGUGCGUCUUCGUUCUGAGGUGGAAGAUCUUCAAAACUCGUUGAAGAUAACGCAGGAGCGGGCCCUUGACUUGCAGAUCGCGCUGGACGAAAAGGAGGCGGCUUACACAACUCUUACCCUGCGCUACGAAGAGCAGGAUGCUCUGAUCCAAGCUCUGCGUCAACAGAUUGCGAACACCGCUAGCACGAAUGGCGCUGUUGUCAACACCGCCAUUCUGCCAACGUACGACCUGCAGUCGCUCCCACGGGACCAAAAAAACGUAGUGAUUGUCCCGGCCACCCUCGACCAGGACCACCUGUUUGGGAAAAAAGCACUGGAGGCCUUCACCUACAUGACUACAACUGCACCGACCUGGAGGCUUCUGUUCUACCCGUCGUGGCCCGAGCUGCGGGAGAUGAUGGCGGAGAAAUAUGCUGAAGCUGGCGUCUCGAGGGACAUGUUCUACUACGUCAUCUGCAACUUCCCAGCUAAAGAGAACAUCGCCAUGCGGAAGGUGUCAGAGAAGCGAAGCAACUACAACUCUGACAUUAAGACGUACGGUCGCGGUCCGGGCGGAUGUGUCGCCGAGAGCAAGUUGAAGGAACUCGCGGACGAGGGCGUAGCUCCCACCACCACCAGAACACCUGCUGAGUGGACCCUGCACUUUCUGCACGUGCGGUUCGGGUCGAAAUGGCAUUUCUGCAUUGUGAGCUCCCGGCCAUUCGCCAACCGUUCCUUCGAGCUAGUGCUGCUGCACGGUUUUGGCAGCAAGAAGGCGACCACAAUCAUGGUGAAGAUCCCAUUGGUGGGAUAUGCCUGCAACAUGGUGGAAUGGCCCUUGGCAAAUGCCAGGGGCCGUGCCAAUCCCUCCCUUGACACGUCUGAGAUGGUCAACCAGCAGAACGUGGAGCUGAAGAUCUCCCAUGUGGUGACCUGGAUUAAAGAGACCUAUGAGAACGGGGACCGGGGUAUCUGGGAUCUCGUGGCUCCUGCUGGCUUCCGGAUGUCCCCGAACGUCAAGAUUCUGAUUGAGGGAUAUGAGAGCCAGAUUUUCCCAAUGGAUUGCCCUAGAUGUGGAUCUGGGGAGUGUGCAUUGUUCACUGUAGAGUACCGUAACAUUGUCAAGCUUUGUAGUAGUUUAACUGGUUCUAGUAGUGACGUCUGA
Molecule: messenger RNA, 3778 nt
Organism: Closterium sp. Yama58-4
Lineage: Eukaryota; Viridiplantae; Streptophyta; Zygnematophyceae; Desmidiales; Closteriaceae
Source: the annotation of a GenBank genome assembly